This is a messenger RNA of Plenodomus lingam JN3, 1038 nucleotides long. RefSeq lists its product as uncharacterized. Lineage: Eukaryota; Fungi; Ascomycota; Dothideomycetes; Pleosporales; Leptosphaeriaceae. The record is from RefSeq and is a predicted model, not a curated record.
AUGUUAGUGUUCAAGCGAUACUUCGUCUCCGAUCCACCUAGGCAUGUUGGCAAUGGCAGUUCGGUCCAAAGCCGAAGAUCGGUCGUCCCAAGCUUCGCCGAACCUCAACGGCUAGGUAGCGAUAAACCCUCACCACCUACAACCACCAAAAGUCUUCCUAUCACGCAACCUCACCCACCGCAUGCGCAAUACUUUCUCCCCACCAGCUGCCAAUCCUACCCCCGACCCCAAUUGGCCGCUCUGUCCCCUACCCAACGGCCCAGCAUGAACACAAUCUCCCCCCCACCACAAUUCAAGCGAAUAUCCGGCCCCAAGCGCGCCCUGGGCGUCGUAGUCGGCAUAUCCCUCGGUCUGGGCGCAAACGUGCUUCUGGCCUACAGCACCGCGAGCUUCUACACGCGCUCGACGAAAUUCGUGCCCUUCGAUGUCUCCUCACCCGACCUCACCACGUCUACCUUUCGCAAACACAACCCCGCUGGUAAUCCCCCGGUCACCAUUGACCACGCGGUCAAGGGGAUUCCGUAUGGCAAGCUGCCGCAAAAGUAUUGGAUUACGGGGCGGGAUGGACGAAUCAGUGUGGAUAGGGCGCAAUUGACGACGGAUUUUUGCAGGGGGGUGUGGGGAGGACUUGCGUAUAGGGUGCAGCGGAGGUAUUUGGAGAGGAAGUACCGGGCGCUGCCAGGACGAGAGGGACAGCUUUGGGAUGCGAAGGAGUUGCAAAAGAGCGAUUACGGAGUUGGCACCAAGAUAACGGAUCAUUUCGAGGUGGUGGAGCACAGCGAUGACAAGGUGAUUGUGCGAUGUGGAGACUCGCCAUUGAACCAGGACCCUCGACCCUCGGACGGCUUGUUUUCGAUGGAGGUUAGCACCGACGACGACGCACAAAUGGCGACCUUCCAUCUCAAGUCGCUGUUUGUGGACACGACACCAGAGGGCAAAAAUUCGCAGCCGCUGCCGUGGAACUUUCAAUAUGCGCAUCGCUGGUACACAAAGCUGUGGAUGGAGAGUGCAACGCGGAAGUUGUUGAAAGAUGCUUAG